Messenger RNA from Clonostachys solani, 1602 nucleotides. The record is from the annotation of a GenBank genome assembly. Lineage: Eukaryota; Fungi; Ascomycota; Sordariomycetes; Hypocreales; Bionectriaceae.
AUGAAGAACCUAUCUGACAAAGACUCAGAGGUCCGUAGAGACCUCGUCACCGCAACAGCCGCUAUCGCCGGCAUGGCAACAAUCACCUUCGGGAUCGUCGCGAACUUACCUGUCGCCAUUGCCCCCGGAAUGGGCCUCAACGCAUACUUCACAUUCCAAGUCGUCGGUGCAAAUGGCAGUGGCAUUGUUCCCUAUCGGACUGCCUUGACUGCCAUAUUCAUGGAGGGAAUCAUCUUCAUCAUCCUUGCACUUACCGGAAUGCGGCAGUGGCUCGUGAAGCUCAUUCCAUCGACUCUCAAGACUGCGACUGGCGUCGGUAUCGGUUUGUUCUUGACAGAGAUUGGCCUAUCCUAUUCAGCAGGAAUCGGAGCCAUCACGGGCGGUUGGAUCUCGACUCCGCUUACACUUGGCGGAUGCCCUAUGGAGCUCAUCAACUACAAGACGGGCAUGUGUGAAAGCGGCAAGAUGUCCAAUCCAACGGUGGGUCGAAAACCCGGUCUUCCUUCUUCACAUUUGCUUCUCCAGCGACUGACAUCGGAGCAGCUUUGGGUGGGAAUCUUCUGCGGAGGCAUGGUCGCGGCCGUCCUGAUGGCAUUCCGCAUCAACUAUAGCCUCAUCAUCGGAAUGUCUCUCGUCUCUAUUCUCUCAUGGCCGCGUAACACAUCCAUCACAUACUUCCCUGACAAUGACGACGGCAACUCUCGCUUCGAGUUCUUCAAACAGGUCGUCGUGUGGCAGCCGAUGACCAGGACUCUCAACCAGCUCGAUUGGACCUUUGAAGGAGUUAACACCUCGCAAUUCAUCCUCGCCCUGUUCACCUUCCUCUACGUCGACAUCAUCGAUGCCACCGCCACUCUAUACUCCAUGGUCCGCUUCUGCGGCGUCGUUGACGAGAAGACCGACGACUUCCCAAGGUCAACUCUGGCCUAUUGCACCGACGCCGCCUUCAUCUCCAUCGGCGCACUGCUGGGCUCUUCGCCCAGCACAGUGUUCAUGGAGAGUAGCUCCGGCAUCUCAGAAGGAGGACGCACCGGUCUGGCAGCCAUCGUCACCGGGCUAUGCUUCAUCAUAUCCAUCUUCUUCGCGCCCAUCUUCGCAUCUGUCCCUCCCUGGGCCACGGGUUGCACACUCAUCUUGGUUGGAUGCAUGAUGUGUCGACAAAUCGUAGCUAUAAAUUGGCGCUAUAUCGGCGACAUCGUUCCAUCCUUCGUUGUCCUGACCUUCAUCCCGUUCAGUUACAGUGUUGCCUACGGCCUCAUCGCCGGUAUCUUCGUCUACACAGUUCUCAACAGCCUCAUUUUCCUCAUCGUGUACCUUUCAGGGAACGAGCUCAAGCCUCGUGAGCACGACAUGAAAGAAUACUGGUCCUGGAAGACCACCGGCAAGGCCCCGUGGUUCCUACGCAUCUACCGCCGCGCCCGCUACGGCGCGGAUUACUGCGAGGAGCAGGAGGCGGACGAGGAGCCCGUCGUCGGUCCCAUCUCCAUGCUCGAGUCCACGGGUGAAUCCUCGUCCAAGGAUGACGGCAGCCAUCAUCAUGGCGUCGCGCGGCCCGCGAAGGUCCACUCCUCGCCGCCCAUCGGUAGCAGAGAGAUGUUUUGA